This is a messenger RNA of Wallemia mellicola CBS 633.66, 821 nucleotides long. Its product is annotated as cytochrome c and c1 heme-lyase. NCBI's taxonomy places the organism in Eukaryota, Fungi, Basidiomycota, Wallemiomycetes, Wallemiales, Wallemiaceae. Bases 58 to 783 code for a protein of 241 amino acids. The record is from RefSeq and is a predicted model, not a curated record. Gene Ontology annotation, biological process: cytochrome c-heme linkage. Gene Ontology annotation, cellular component: mitochondrion. The transcript is spliced from 3 exons. Gene Ontology annotation, molecular function: holocytochrome-c synthase activity.
GGACAGGUGGCGUCUAGCAACCAAAAUGUACCACAAGAAAUACCUAGUGGAUGUCCGAUGCAUAAUACACAAAAAGAAACAGUUAAUCAACCAUCUGGAUGUCCAGUAGUACACGAGAAAGAUACAAAGAUAAACCCAUUGAACAACAUGCCAGAUUUACAACAGCAACCUUUGUCAGACAAUCAAUCUACUCGACUCCCUACAGAAAGGACUACAUCAAGUAUUCCGCGCCCACAGGGUAAAAGCACCUCAGAAGGAUAUGGAGAAGGUACACACUGGGAGUAUCCUUCGCCUCAGCAGUUUUACAACGCCUUGGUUAGAAAAGGUUGGGAGACUCCUGAAGAAUCUGUAGAAGAUAUGGUCGCCAUACACAACUUCCUCAACGAAGAAGCCUGGAAAGAGGUGUUGAAGUGGGAGAAGCGUAACAAUGAUGGCAAAGAGACAUUGCAACUAGCGCAAUUUUCCGGGAGACCAGGAGAUUACACACCAAAAGCUAGACUACAAAUGUUACUAUCGACAUUAUUCUCUAAUAGUUUCUACGAUGAGCCACCAUUCGAUAGGCACGAUUGGUACAUAAAAAGAACAAACUCAAAUGAAACGGUGCGCUAUGUCAUUGAUUACUAUGGUGCACCACCAACACCAGAGGGCAUGCCUGUUUUCCACUUAGACGUACGUCCUGCUCUUGAUUCGCCAGCCAGCAUACUUGAGCGGAUUAAAGUAGGUACGGCUAGAUGCUGGAGGACAGCAACUGGUAUGCCUGUAGAAUAUAUAGAACAACUGUAAUUUGUAUAAGAUAUUUAUUUUAGAUCACUUCUCAAAAU